CCUUUCCCGCCUGAGAAGCGCAAUUUGUGGCCUCCGCUGCUCUCUCCACACGUGCGCCAGCUCCUUCUCCACUGUAAAAUUCGAAAUUUAUUUCCUCCCUUUUUUUGGGCAAUACUUUUAUCUCUUGAUUUCUCCCGUUAAUGGUGGUCAGAGCAGCUCUUCAGCGCUAAAUCCGUUCUAUCUUCCUUUGGUCUCUGCGUUUAUUUCAUAUUUUUGGCAAUAAUUUCCUCCCUUUUGAUUGUUAAUGGAGUUUUGAGGGGAUUGUGGGGCGAAAUCCAGUGGCGUUUGCCCUAAUUCUUGGUUUCUAGGGCUUCUUGCACAUUUUUCCUUUAGUAGAAGUUGAUUUCUCUCUUUUCCUGUUGAUGGAGGCUUCAGCAUUGUAUAGGCGUUGAAGUAUGUCGCAUUUUGCUCUGUUUCUUCCUUUCUAGGGUUUUGAUUGUAUUCAUUUCAUUUGGGGAAAUAUUUCCUCUAAAUGAAGGUUUGAGGGGUAUUCUAGGGCUAAAUCUGAAGGGAUCGGCUUAUUUUGUGAGAAUUAGGUAUUUGAAAAUGCUUUCUAUUGAAACCCUAGAUUCCGUGUUGGCUUUUGCGGGCAAGGCCUGUUGCAGUGGAAUUGCCAUCUUCAUUCAGAUCCAGGGAUGCCUGAUCUGUCUAGUCCUUGCACUGGGUUGGGUGUUUGCUGCGUAUGUCAGGAAUCGAGAAAUCCGACGGAUAAAAAAUGCAAUCAAAGGUGGUAACCAUUUUGCAUUUCUCACCACAGAUAUCUCUAACCUUGAGCAUAGUGCUCAAGUCAACUUGCCAAAGGUGUCUGUUGUUAUGCCUUUGAAGGGGUUUGGAGAACAUAACUUGCGGAAUUGGAGAAGUCAGAUUACUUCUCUCUAUGGUGGACCUUUGGAGUUUCUUUUUGUAGUUGAAAGCAGGGAUGAUCCAGCUUACCAUGCUGCAUCCCAAUUGAUUUUGGACUUCAAGGGCACUGUUGAUGCCAAAGUCAUUGUUGCUGGAUUGUCAACAACCUGCAGUCAAAAAAUUCACAAUCAGUUGGCCGGUGUGGAGAUGAUGCACAAGGAUAGUAAAUAUGUCCUCUUCCUAGAUGAUGAUGUCAGACUCCAUCCUGGAUCUAUUGUUGCCCUUACUGCUGAGAUGGAGAAGAAUCCUAAGAUAUUUAUUCAAACCGGAUAUCCUCUUGAUUUGCCUUCUGGGAGUUUAGGGAGCUACUGUAUUUAUGAAUACCACAUGCCUUGUUCAAUGGGAUUUGCUACUGGUGGGAAGACGUUUUUCUUGUGGGGUGGUUGUAUGAUGAUGCAUGCCGAUGAUUUCAGAAAUGACCGAUAUGGAAUGGUUUCUGGACUUAGAUAUGGUGGAUAUUCUGAUGAUAUGACACUUGCUGCUGUUGCAGGUGCAAAUAAGAGGCUUAUAACUUCUCCCCCUGUUGCUGUUUUCCCUCACCCUCUGGCAACCAAUCUCAGCUUUUUAAAGUAUUGGAACUACUUAAGGAAACAGACAUUUGUCCUCGAGUCCUACAUAUCUAAGGUUAACUGGUGGAUGAAUCGUGCUUUGUUCUCUUCUCACUGCUAUUUGUCCUGGGGAUUUGUUGCACCAUAUGUCAUGGCAUUGGUUCACAUCGCAGUUGCACUCAGAGCAAGAUUUGGGGACUAUCCAGACCAACAGACAUGUGACCAUGGUUUGCGGUUUGUAGGCUUCUUGGCUACAUGCACAAUCAUGGAACUCAUUUCCAUGUGGAAUCUGACAAAGGUAGAGAUCGAAUUAUGCAAUCUGUUAUCACCAGAGGAGCCACCAGUUUUGCUGGAUUCAUACAACUGGGGUCUUGUGUUUAUUGCAAUGCUCGUUGACAAUUUCCUGUAUCCUAUCUCGGCCAUACGCUCGCUCUUCACACAACAUAUCAAUUGGUCAGGUGUUAGAUAUCACCUUCGAGAUGGAAAGAUCCACAAGAUUGAAAGGCAUAGCGGAACAAGGGGCACAGAUACAGGGGCUAGACACCAUCAACAUGGUAGGAGGAGUUUCCUUUCCAAAGGCUCUUUCCUGGGCUUGUUGAAGAGAACUUUUGCUCAGUGGCAUCAACCCAAAAAGUUUGAUGGGUAGCUCAGAAACUUCCCAUGCUGGCUUGCAUGCGACAUUCUUAAAAGCUUUAAAGAGAUGUGAUUAAAACAAGGCUCUCCCAUGAUUGGUAUUCGAAGCAUUCUUGUUGAUACCAACUUUUCUAUCCUCUCCUAUGGUGUGGCAACAAUAUGUUUUGGACAUAGAGCAAGAGAAGAGGCUGUUGCCAUUGUACACUGGUAAUUUGAACAUCCAUUCUUUUCAGACUUUGGUUCCAUUCCUCUUCUCUCCCUCUCCAUCGCUGCAUUUUUUUCCCUUCAUUUAUUUGGGGCUACAUUGGUUGUAACAUGAUUGAGUUUCUAUAGCCUUGUAGUGUUGAAUUAUUAUUUUUUUUGUUGAUCAGUCAUGAUUGAGUUUGAACAGGCUGAGAGUGUUGAAUUUGUGGUUUCAUUUUGCUUGUAACAAUAUUGACAUUCAUUGGAAACAAGAAGAGAAUCUUUGAUGAUGUUUCA
Amborella trichopoda is the source of this 2564-nucleotide messenger RNA. RefSeq names its product Nucleotide-diphospho-sugar transferases superfamily protein. The record is from RefSeq and is a predicted model, not a curated record. Gene Ontology annotation, biological process: glucosylceramide biosynthetic process. NCBI's taxonomy places the organism in Eukaryota, Viridiplantae, Streptophyta, Magnoliopsida, Amborellales, Amborellaceae. Gene Ontology annotation, cellular component: membrane. Gene Ontology annotation, molecular function: ceramide glucosyltransferase activity.